CCAGCCGUUGAGUCAGUAACAAAAUUUUUCUAUACUUUUACAUUUGGUUUCCCAAAAAAAAAAAAAAAAUCACAAAAAAAAACGACAAAAAAAUUAAACAUGGCCGACAUCUUCACGACACUGCCGAAACGUCGGUUGGUACCCAACCUACUUAAGUCCAUUAUAAUGGUCCUGGAGCAUACUAGCCGACCCAUGACUGACACAGAGCUGAACAUCUUCCUGGGCAGCCAGUACCAACGUAACGAUCCGGAAUUCUUUGCCCAAGUGCAAAUCAAUCUGCACGAUGGCAUCGAAAGCGCCAUUCUGAGGCGCCAGGGAAACCAGAUUUCGCUGCUCGCUUGGAUCCUCACCAAACCGAUGAACCUUUGAAAACCGCCAAACCCACACUUCAGAUAAGAAGAAUAAUCCUUAACAG
This is a messenger RNA of Drosophila melanogaster (fruit fly), 415 nucleotides long. RefSeq lists its product as uncharacterized. The coding region runs from base 100 to 369 and encodes 89 amino acids. The record is from RefSeq and is marked reviewed. The transcript has a single exon. Lineage: Eukaryota; Metazoa; Arthropoda; Insecta; Diptera; Drosophilidae.